Molecule: messenger RNA, 1868 nt
Organism: Mycetomoellerius zeteki
Lineage: Eukaryota; Metazoa; Arthropoda; Insecta; Hymenoptera; Formicidae
Gene: Ndf
Product: Nucleosome-destabilizing factor
Exons: 10
Coding region: 52-1539 (495 amino acids)
Biological process (GO): transcription elongation-coupled chromatin remodeling
Cellular component (GO): chromatin
Molecular function (GO): DNA binding; NAD binding; NADP binding
Source: RefSeq, a predicted model, not a curated record
CGCUCGCUGACGUUCGGAGUAGUACGUUCAGCAUUGUUCAUCGUCCUCGCGAUGUCGGAAGUAUUCAAACUGGGUGAUCUAGUAUGGGCGAAGAUGAAGGGAUUCUCGCCGUGGCCCGGCCGGGUAUCAGUUCCUUCAAAGGACUUGAAGAAGCCUGCGAAUGCUAAAAAGGGACCAGUACAAUGUAUCUUCUUCUUUGGGACAAACAAUUACGCAUGGAUAGAAGAAUCCCACAUUAAGCCCUACCAAGAGUAUAAGGAUACUUUAGUGAAAUCUAGCAAAUCUGGAGCAUUCAAAGAUGCAGUGGAAGCUAUAGAAGAUUUUAUCGCCAAAGGAGAGGUAUUUGAGGAUGGUUUGGAUCCAGAUUCCUUAUUCGACAGACUCAAAGAAGAGACUGUAUCUGAGAAGAAAACGCCCGUCGUCAAAACACCGAAGCCGCGAAAGGAGACUGUUGCUAAAACCACCAAGCGUCUCAGCGACAGCGGUGCAGAACGUCGACCGGCUAAAAAGCAGCGUCGAGAAUCCAGUAACAGUAAUGGUAAUAGACUUGGUAGUAUCAGUCCUACCCUGAACCAUUCUUCCUCGGCUAGAAAAACGGGCUCGCUUCUCAAUAGACCGGCAAAUAUCGCCAGACCCGUUACGCCACCUUUAGACGUCGAAACAAUGUCGCAAACUCUCAGAGAGAAGAAUAUCCUUCCAUCGACUUUGAAAUUUGGUUUCCUCGGGCUCGGCAUCAUGGGUAGCGGUAUCGUGAAAAAUUUGAUCAACAGUGGUCAUAGUGUGAUCGUGUGGAAUCGGACGCAGGAAAAGUGUACAGAUUUCGUGAAAGCAGGAGCGAAGCAAGGAUUGACGCCGUCUGAUGUCGUUCUGGCUGCCGAUAUUACAUUCUCUUGCGUGGCUGAUCCUCAAGCUGCUAAGGAUAUGGUCUUUGGUAAUUGUGGUGUUCUGACGGAGAUAUCGCCCGAUAAAAGCUACGUUGAAAUGACUGGCAUUGAUGCAGAGACAUCUCAAGAUAUCGCCGAGGCGAUAAACGGCAAAGGUGGUCGGUAUCUUGAAGCGCAGGUACAAGGAAGUAAAACUCAAGCGCAAGAAGGUACUUUGGUCAUUCUUGCUGCUGGAGAUCGGUCGCUCUUCGAUGAAUGCCAAUCUUGUUUCGAGGCAAUGGGCAAAAACAGCUUCUUCCUUGGCGAAGUCGGCAAUGCUUCCAAGAUGAAUCUUGUACUUCAACUAAUGGCUGGUGUCACUCUGGCCGCUCUGGCCGAGAGCAUGGCACUAGCGGAUCGCGCUGGACUUCGGCAGAAAGAUAUUCUAGAAGUCCUAGAGUUGACAUCUUUAGCGUGUCCGGCAAUUCUUGAAAAAGGCAAAGCGAUUGUUGAAGGCGGUUUCCCUACUCAGCUACCGUUACAACAUAUGCAGAAGGAUCUGCGACUGUCGUUAAGCAUGAGCGAUCAAUUGGAGCAACCUUUACCACUGGCUGGCAUAACGCAGCAUACGCUUCGUGUUGUCACCGAGCUUCUUCAUAUUUAUUGCGAUACCUGACGUUGUUUCCCGCCGCUAACAGGGAGAAAAAGAAGGAAGAAGAGAGAAAGAGAAAAUAUUGCAUACAUAAAAAAUAUAGUCGUAUAUUUUUGUUUCGUAUAUGAUUUCAAAAGAUUUAUACCCAGACAACACAAAAUUGUCUAAAAUUAAGACAUAAAGUCUUUAAGACUCUUAGCCAAAGACGUCUUAUGUCUCAAUUUUGGACACUUUAUAUUGUCUGGGCACGCCAUUAUUUGUGUAAACAUUUUACGGAAAAUAGAAAACGCAAGUGAAGUUCAGUAACGCGAUAGCGAGUCGUAGAGUUUGUCGAUUCGCAUCGCGAAGAAAAA